Molecule: messenger RNA, 1128 nt
Organism: Tribolium madens (black flour beetle)
Lineage: Eukaryota; Metazoa; Arthropoda; Insecta; Coleoptera; Tenebrionidae
Product: putative odorant receptor 92a
Exons: 5
Coding region: 1-1128 (375 amino acids)
Biological process (GO): detection of chemical stimulus involved in sensory perception of smell; sensory perception of smell
Cellular component (GO): plasma membrane
Molecular function (GO): olfactory receptor activity; odorant binding
Source: RefSeq, a predicted model, not a curated record
AUGGAAAAAGUACGACUAACUGAACCUCUUUUUCUCUUACAUAUUGUCGGAAUGAGUCCUCACGACUCGGGCAAGUUUGCCCAAAUCCGCAAAAUAAUUUCCAUACUUGUGUAUAUUUCGACUGUUAGUCUUUCAAUGAUUGAGCUUUUUUUCAACUACAAAAAUCUGGAGACUUUGAUUCGAGCUACUGAAUCUUUUUUCACUCAAUACGGGCUUGGUUGGAAAAUCGCAAUUUUUGUAAUCUACAAAACAGAAUUAGUCCAAAUAAUCCAACUCUGUGACGAUUUAUGGUCAUUGGACGAAUUUAAAAUUCGCCACAAUUUCCAAUUUCAGCACAAGUUUUUGCGCAAUUUUUUUCUUUUUUACACCGGGAAUCUGGUCAUUUUGUGCACACAAUUUGCCGUUACGGCAUAUUUCGACAACCAAUUUAAAUCUGUGAUAGUUUAUUAUGGCGAACAAGAGUCAUUUAGCGAAAAUUAUGACAAUUUUGUGUUUGUUUUGCAAGUGAUUUAUCUCUAUAUUGGGAGUUUAGUCGUUGCUGGUUUCGAUUGUUUCUUUUUUUAUUUGUUGGGACAUGCCGUUUCAGAACUGAAAAUGUUAACAAUUUCGUUUAGUUGUAAAGAAAUUGGAAAAAAAUGGAGUUAUGAAGAGAGGUUUAAAUAUUCCGUCAAACACCACAUAUACAUUCUUGAGCUUUUGGAGAAAAUUAACAACGUUUAUUCGGUCAUGCUUUUAAACCAACAUCUCUGCUCACUGUUUGGAAUCUGUUUUGGAAUUUUUUUAAUGACUAAAGACGGAAUACCGCCCGAUGUUGAUCAUUUUAGCAAAUGGUCGACUUAUAUUUUUACGUUUGUUCUUCAAGUUUGGAUGUACUGUUUUGCAGGAGAUCAAAUAAUACAUUGGUCGUUGAAAAUUCCGGAUGAAAUUUUUUAUAACAAUCAUUAUUGGAACACUAAAUAUUCUUUCAAAGAUGGUUUGAAUAAAAUUAUUGCGAUACAAAGGGGGCAAAAGGCAGCAGGAGUCUCACUUGGAGGAUUUGAAAUGCUCCAUAUUGGAAGUUUCAACAUAGUGAUUAAAAAUGCAGUUAAUUUUUUCAUGUUUAUGGAUAAAAUGUAUAAAAGGGAGUAG